Molecule: messenger RNA, 2752 nt
Organism: Etheostoma cragini (Arkansas darter)
Lineage: Eukaryota; Metazoa; Chordata; Actinopteri; Perciformes; Percidae
Product: germ cell-specific gene 1-like protein
Exons: 7
Coding region: 1367-2431 (354 amino acids)
Cellular component (GO): plasma membrane
Source: RefSeq, a predicted model, not a curated record
AAAAGGGAACCACCUUUAAUGAGGAACAGACACAUGAAGAGAGGGGGCACUACAGUAGCAGAUGGACUUAGAGGGAUUACAUGAUUCACGAUGGGUUUUGUGACAUAAAUUCCCAAGAAAGACAGAAAACAGUUGAGUUGCGUGGUAACCAGACGCUCAGUCGCUCCAUCGAUCUUGCAUCUCCGUCUGACUAUUGGUCAGGAGGAUCAAAGGGAGGAGUACAGCUGGAGAAGUCAGGGUCACUGAUGCUCAUCCUGGAGGAGGGAUAGUAGUGACAGAUACAGAAAAAGAUGAAGAGUGCAGUGACACGGAGAUGAAGCAACUAAAAUCAAGUUCUUAGAGACCUUUUUUAUUAAGGGCUCUUGAACAAGACAGAGAGAACCAGAAGGACCAGAGGUAUGGACGACAAGAAGUGGAAGUGUUUUACUGUGGUAGUUAUCUCGUGUUUGACCUGAAAUACUACAAAGGACGAGAAAAAGAUCUUUGGGUCCAGCAGUGGAGUUCACAGUGAGUGGCAGGGUCGGGCCUGAGUGUGUUAACCAGGGAGCAGGAAUAUAUUAGCCCAAGUCACAUGAUAGCAGAUUUGACUUAUUCUUCCAUAACCCUGCGGACAUAUGUGACCUCAGGCAGUUUUUUAACUCUAACUGACAUUCAACAAAGUUCGGUGUCCCCAUAUGUACAUCCUGAUUUUAGCCUUUAUGUUUUCCAUUCAACAAUUUAAUGUCACUUUCUUGCCAGGUGAUGAAUUGAGUUUAAGGAUGCUCUUUAUCUCCUCUUUACAACUUUUAAUGAUAAAUUCUAGUAUUGUUUUAAAAUGUUUUUAAUCUUGGUACGAUCACACUGAUCUCUUAAGAACACACACAAAGGGUCUACAAGCACUGAGGUCAGAGGAUGUAUGGCUACAUCAGUUACCACAUGGAUCAAUAGCAGGAUUUCACAUUAAAACUGUCUGGUCAGCAUACUGUUAUGUCCUUGCAUUUCUCCUGGAGUGAACCAAUGUCCACCUAAAUCCCCUCUUGUUAAUUUUUUGUUUCAUCUGUCCUUUCCUAUGUGUAUCAACUUCAGAGCACCUUAUCCGACUCCCACCCCUCACGCUCUCUUUAUAUUUCUCUCUGUUAAUCACACUGACUUUACAGUAUCGCUUUGUCAGAUGUGUUUUGUCUACUGUUACAUUUAUCUUUUGCUUUCCAUUUAAACCUGGCAGGGCAUCGCCUCUUUAAACCACCCCGAAACAUCUGUCCUGCCCCCUCGGUUCUGUGACUGUACCUUCUGUCCUGUUUAUCCUCUUCCCACGUGUGCCUUACUCUCUCCUCCCUCUCUCUCUUCUCUCUGGCCUCCCCCUGCCUCUCUCUUCACCUGUGUGGCCAUGCUGGAGCGUAUGUCCCGUCGCUCUCGCUCCCUGCUCUCCCUGACCUUGACCACUCUGGCUCUGGCCCUCUCCAUUCUGGCACUGUGCACCUCCUACUGGUGUGAGGGCACCCACAAGGUGGUCAAGCCCCUUUGCCUGUCGCCCGUUAAAAUGAAGAACUGUGGUCAGAACAACAGCGAGCCUUACACCACAGAGAGUCCCACACAGAACCCCUUCAACCGCACACUGUCUCCAGCCAGGAGGGACGAGCUGGCCAAGAUCAGACAGAGGCAGCUGGCCAACGCAGUUCAGUACAUCUGGGAGACGGGAGAAGACAAGUUUGCUUUUAGAUAUUUCCACACUGGUUUUUGGGAAAGUUGCGAGAAACACAGCGAUGGGGAGAAAUGUCGAAGCUUUAUAGAGUUAACACCUGGAGAAACGCAAGGUGUGCUCUGGCUGUCAGUUAUUUCAGAGUUUACGUACAUUGGCCUGUUGGGGAUGGGAUUCUUACUGAUGUGGCUGGAAGUUUUGUGUUCCCAUAAAGAGAUGCACUCACUAAAAAUCAAUGCCUAUGCAGCUAUCUGUACUGUGUUAUCAGGUCUUCUUGGGAUGGUGGCCCAUAUGAUGUUCACUACAGUAUUUCAGAUGACAGUCAUUGUGGGCCCCAAAGACUGGAGGCCACAGUCCUGGGACUACGGCUGGUCUUUUGCUCUUGCCUGGGUGUCCUUUAGUUGCUGUAUGGGGGCUGCUGUGGUCACCCUCAACUCCUACACAAAGACCAUCAUCGAGCUCCGUCGCAGACAAAGGCUCCGUUUGGAGGAAGCAAGAAACGCCACUCAUGCUCCUUCCUAUGAUGAGGUCGUUCCAGGGGGCGGGCUCUAUUCUGUCAGUGGCCUGUUGCAGUGUCCAGACGGCAUGAUUGAUGUAGCGUGGGCCCCGAAUGGUAGUGUGGUUGGAGUAGGAAAUGGGGAUGUACCGACGCUGGUUUUGGUAGGAGGCUGUGGGCCAGAGGGGUGUGAAGACUGUGAGAGAGAGAUGGAUGAGAUGGAUGAGGCCAUGGACCGAGUUGAUUCACCUUGUUAGGAGAUCUUUUGUAUCCAUCAACUUACAAGGGCUGAAAAACUGAAAAAGAAAAGACUGUCACCGUGCUGGAGAAGGAUCAAUGGGAGCAAACAUAUGCUGUUUUUAUUUUCUUUGACUUUCAGUGAAGUUGGGACAUACUAAUUUGCGCUUGGCUUGAAUGCCAGUGAAAUCAACACAUUAUACUGUAAAGACUACAAUGUAUGAAUAUGUCACACUGGCAUGCAAGACUGCAUGUUUUACGAGUAUUUCUCAGUGCCUCAUGGUAGGAAAGUAAAUGUGUGUCUAUUUCUGUAAAGAUAUAUGAAUUUAAUUAUAACUUAA